Messenger RNA from Syngnathus typhle (broad-nosed pipefish), 765 nucleotides. RefSeq names its product mitochondrial ribosomal protein S28 (gene mrps28). The coding region runs from base 1 to 528 and encodes 175 amino acids. The transcript has a single exon. NCBI's taxonomy places the organism in Eukaryota, Metazoa, Chordata, Actinopteri, Syngnathiformes, Syngnathidae. The record is from RefSeq and is a predicted model, not a curated record. Gene Ontology annotation, cellular component: mitochondrial small ribosomal subunit.
AUGUCGGCCGUGUGGAAGGUCGCCCUCGUCGGCCGCCGUGGGCUUGCCCUGGUUCCGGCGGUCCCGCAGCGAAGCCGCUUCUGCUCCGGUUCCGGAAGCUCCUCCGACAAGCCCAAGUCGGGCUUCGCGGCCGCCUUCACCUCCCAGUCGGAGCUCCGUCACCGCGAACCCUCUGCCGGAGCGUCGUCGGCCCGUGACGAAGAGUCCACCACGUUCGCUGAGCUCCUUCGCCGCAGCCCUCUGGUCCAGAUGGGACCGGGUAAAGACAAGACGGUGGUCGGGAAGAUAUUCCACGUCGUCGGCGACGACCUGUACGUCGACUUCGGCUCCAAGUUUCACGCCGUGUGUCGACGUCCGGCGUCCGGCGACAAGCUACAGAGGGGCGCCAGGGUUCGCCUGAGGCUCCACGACGCCGAGCUCACCGGACGCUUCCUCGGGGCCGACGCCGACGUCACCCUGCUGGAGGCACACGCCACCCUUCUCGGAGCCCUGGACACCGCCGGCAGGGACGGACCGAGCCGAUCCUGAACCGGCCGGCGUUGGAACGUCCACGCGUGGCGGUCACUUCCUUGACUCAGCAUGUCGUUGGCCAAGCUAGGCUGAUUCUAACAGAGCUGAUCUCAUGGAUCAAGUACAAAUGCUGCGUUCGAUGCGAAUGUCAACACCAAAGAUGGCUGAUCCCGACAGACUGUUUGUUCUUCCCAUUUUGGCAAGGUUUUCCUUCAUUUUUUUUUUAUAUAAAUAAAGGCAUGCAUCUUCAAAGUA